AUGCCUGAUUCGUCUUCGCAACGCCCAUCCAUCGAUCUCCAGACUCUAUUCACACUCGCCUCCGGUAUACGUGAACCUAAUUCUCAGAAUAUUUGGAGGGCUACCUCCUCGGUUGUCAAAGGCGACAAACGCACACCCGGGCCCCAACUCUUGGACGCCCUCGCCGCCCUCGCCGUCUGCAAGGCGAAGGGCCAGGUGGUUGCCGUAGGUGUUACAAUCACCCAAGGACUCGUGACCCUUCAUGUUGCCGAAAACUGCCCUGUUUCAGAGAAUGUCAUCAACCACCUCAAGGACACCGUGCGUCGCAUCAAGGAGAUCCGUUCGUUUGCACUGCGCCUACCGCGCUCUCCUCCAGACGUCCAGGACUCCGCCCUUUCCGAAAAGCUCGAUGAUAUGGAGGAUCGGAUGAUCGAGUAUGCGUGGCCUAAACUCAGGCAGCGCUUCCGCAAGCGAUACGACGGCUUCAACAAGCUCCUUCGAGACGUUGUCUAUGAGGACGGCAACGUACACGCUGAGGCGGACCGCAGCAACCCACCUAAUAAUCACACACUCGCACUUCGUCAGCGUCUCGUCGAAGGUUUGCGGAACUCAGAUGCGCGCAAAAAUCUCAUCAAGUUCGCGGAGGCGUUGGACAUUAUGGAUGCUGCACUCCGGGACGUCGUGACUCCGACAAAAGAGGAUUCGGCCAUGGUGAAUAUAGCGAUGCAGCUUCUGGAGGUAUCAUAUGGCAAACGUGUUGUCGACGAGCGGGGACAGGACGUGUUAAACUUGUGCACGCUUUACCUUGACCGCUCCAGUUACGACUUGGCGCGUUGGAUCAAUAAACUCAUCACUCCGCACCGUAACUUCUCAUGCGUGUCUCGCCUCGUUACGUCUACCUCUCUCGCCCCGUUCAUUGACCCAACAGUCGAGGUCGUUGCCGUCCAUCCCCAACCGCCCGUCUCCAUCUCUGUUAACAUCACACUGGAUACGAUUCGGCAAGCUGCGCAGGAGUCCGGGUGGAAGAAAGAUGAGGAGAAGAAUGGCGAAGGGAAGUCGAUCGGUGAUCACGUAUUGGAACAGGUUUUCGUUGACCUCCCCCAAAACCUCCGGUUACCGAAACAGGACGUGCCUCCUCAGCAGAUACAGCCCAAGUACGAGUCUGUCUAUCCUCACUGUGAAUGUACGCUCCUUGCAAGCCUCCACGGACAGGCAGGCCUCUACGCGUACUUCGGUGUCUCGAAGCUGUCAUGCGCCCUGUGUGGUGAGUGUUUUGCGGCGUACAGGGCGGUGAUGAAGUUGGAAAUACACACUCGCGGCUCCCACAGUCAACUCGUCGCCCCAUGGGUGUGCCCCAAGUUCUCUGAGAAGAACGUUGAGGUGCAGGAGAAGAUGAAAGAAUCAAUCCUUCAAAAGAUCUCCAACGGCCUGGAGGCCCUCCAGUCUGCAGAGAAGGCUCGGAAGAAAUCUCAGAGUUCGGUGGCCUCUGAUGAUAGCUAUGUUCAGCGGGCAAUAAAACUUCCUAGAUUGGCCGCCACCAUGCUAAGAGUGGAGCAAGUCAUGAAAGCACGGGAGCAGUUUGGUGUCUGA
Stereum hirsutum FP-91666 SS1 is the source of this 1569-nucleotide messenger RNA. RefSeq lists its product as uncharacterized. The record is from RefSeq and is a predicted model, not a curated record. Bases 1 to 1569 code for a protein of 522 amino acids. The transcript has 4 exons. Lineage: Eukaryota; Fungi; Basidiomycota; Agaricomycetes; Russulales; Stereaceae.